ACCAUAAAUACAUAGAGCUAACAUCUCCCUUGAACUCCAUCCAAAGAACCAAAUCCAUCUCAAAAUCUCAUCACUUUUCAAACAUGAAAGACACCAUUGUUCUAUACCCUAAUGUUCUAAGGGGACACCUAGUUUCCAUGGUGGAGCUAGGCAAACUCAUACUAACUCACCACCCUUCACUUUCCAUCACUAUCCUCAUCCUCACUCCAACCACCACCUCUUCCACCACCAGCGUCUCCUGCAACUCUAAUGCUCGAUACAUCGCCACCGUCACCGCCACGACCCCCGCCAUCACAUUCCACCACGCCCCCUUCGCCACACUCCCCCCCUCCACUCCUUCCCUCCCCUCUCACAUCCUCUCCAUCGAACUCACCCGCCACAGCACGCAAAACCUCGCCGUUGCCCUCCAAACCCUCGCCAAAGCCUCGAACCUCAAAGCCCUCGUCAUUGACUUCAUGAACUUCAACGACCCCAAAGCCCUCACUGAAAAUCUCAACAACAACGUCCCCACUUACUUCUACUUCGCUUCAUGCGCGUCCUUUCUCUCUCUACUCCUUCGUUUACCAACCAUUCACCAAACCGUUACUAGAGAGAAGGUCAAAGACCAACCGCUGCAGAUUCAAAUCCCUGGAUUACCCACAAUCUCCACCGACGAUUUUCCAAACGAGGCCAAAGACCCUUCGAGUGAAAGCUACCAGUCCUUGCUUCAGGUAGCGGAAAACAUGAGGUGCAGUGUUGGCAUUAUAGCAAACACGUUUGAAGCCCUUGAAGAGAAAUCCAUCAGGGCGUUAUGCAAAGAUGGGACGUUGCCGCCUUUGUUUUUUAUCGGACCGUUGAUCUCUGCACCGUAUGAAGAAGACAAAGGGUGCCUGAGUUGGCUAGACUCGCAACCGAGUCAGAGCGUCGUGUUGCUGAGUUUCGGAAGCCUCGGAAGGUUUUCUAGGGCUCAGUUGAAGGAGAUAGCCAUUGGGUUGGAGAAGAGUGAGCAAAGGUUCUUGUGGGUUGUGAGGUCCAGGUUGGAUGAUGCUGACUCGAUGGAGGAACUGAGUCUGGACGAGUUGAUGCCAGAAGGGUUUCUGGAGAGGACCAAAGAGAAGGGGCUGAUAAUGAGAAACUGGGCCCCACAGGUUCAGUUACUGAGUCAUGACUCGGUGGGUGGGUUCGUGACUCACUGCGGGUGGAACUCGGUGUUGGAAGCAGUGUGUGAAGGGGUGCCGAUGGUGGCGUGGCCCCUCUACGCGGAGCAGAAGAUGAAUAGGGUGAUUAUGGUGAAGGAAAUGAAGGUGGCUUUGGAGGUGAACGAGAACAAAGAUGGGUUGGUGAGUGCAACAGAGUUGGGGGACCGAGUCAGGGAACUGAUGGACUCGGUAAAGGGAAAAGAGAUUAGACAAAGGGUUUUCGAGAUGAAAAAAAGGGCUGAGGAAGCAAUGGCUGAAGGUGGAACCUCGUGCGUCACGUUAGAUAAGUUGGCUAUCAAGUUGUGGAAAGGAAACAUGAUUGACAUCUAACUGUUUGUAUUAAAUUUAUACUGCGUAGGGACUACCCUUAACAUGUCUCCUCUAACUAGGGCUCAUUAUCACAAAUUCUGAUACCAUAUUAAAUUUAUAGUAGAGUAUAGAUAUUCGAAAGAUUCCUUUAAAAACCGAUUUAUAAAUGAUGAUCUAUCUAACUAUAUCAACAUUUAUCAUGUUUA
Messenger RNA from Glycine soja, 1693 nucleotides. Its product is annotated as isoflavone 7-O-glucosyltransferase 1-like. The transcript has a single exon. Gene Ontology annotation, molecular function: UDP-glycosyltransferase activity. Lineage: Eukaryota; Viridiplantae; Streptophyta; Magnoliopsida; Fabales; Fabaceae. The coding region runs from base 84 to 1508 and encodes 474 amino acids. The record is from RefSeq and is a predicted model, not a curated record.